GGCUUUCUCUGAGUUUUCUGCAUCUUUGCAUGCAAGAAAUAUAAUGAAAGAUGGUCCCUAUGCUCCAGCAACAGCUGCAGCAUGUGCACUCAUUGUUUUCUUGUGGGUUUUGCACAGAUUUAGCGUGCAAAGGAAGAAUACAUUGGGAUUCAGAUUGCCCCCGGGGCCGUUUGCAUGGCCCAUUAUUGGAAAUCUGAACCAGCUGAAAAGGCUUCCUCAUCGUGAUCUUCAUGAACUUGGUAAGAAAUAUGGGCCCAUUAUGAUGUUGAAAUUGGGCUCUGUUCGCACUGUUGUGGUUUCUUCUUCUCCCAUGGCCAAGGAGUUCUUGAAAACCCAAGAUAAUGUUUUUGCCAGUCGACCUCGUACUGCUGCAGGAAAAUACAUUGCCUAUAAUUUCAAGGAUCUGAUUUUUGCACCUUAUGGGGCCUAUUGGAGACACAUGAGAAAGCUGUGCGUGGUAGAAUUGCUGAAUACCAAAAGGAUCCAGUCCUUCAGUUGUGUACGAGAGGAAGAAAUACUUUUGGCUACUCGUUCAGUGUGGGAGAUGUCUGGGCAGGGUAGAAAGCUUGUUAAUCUCACCAACAUGAUUUCAUCGUUUGUGCAGGCAGUCAUGUGGCGAAUCCUUUCCGGAAGAACAAUUUCUUUUCAUUGUGACACUAAUAGCGAAGAGAUAAAGAAGAUGGGUAAAGAGGUUUCAGCCACAGUAGGAGCUGUCAAUAUCGGGGAUUUCAUUCCUUACUUAGACUGGUUAGACUUGCAAGGAGUGAACCGGCGCAUGAAAAAGGUACACAACUCCUUCGACCAAGUGAUAAGGAAAAUAAUAGAGGAGCACCAGCAGCGCAGGAGAGAGUUCCACAAGGAGUCUGCUACUAAGGACAUAAUUGACGUGCUCUUGGAAAUAGGAAAACUCAAUGGAAGGGAAAUCACAGAGGAAAACAUUAAAGCCAUUGUUUUUGAUAUUUUCAUCGGUGGAAUUGAGACGACGUCUACUUCGAUAGAUUGGGCAAUGAGUGCGAUUCUUAAAAACCCUGGUGUGGCCAAGAAAAUGCAAGAGGAAAUCGAUUCAGUGGUAGGCAGGGAGAGGACUGUAAGUGAGCGUGAUGUAGCAAGCAUGGAGUACGUGCAGUGUGUGGUGAAGGAGACGCUGAGGUUAUAUCCAGCGGCACCGUUGCUGCUUCCACAUGAAUCCAUACAAGAUUGCACAAUUGGUGGAUUCUUCAUUCCUGAGAGAAACAGGCUUAUUGUCAAUGCUUGGGCUAUUGGAAGAGAUCCAUCGUUGUGGGAAGAUCCUCUGGCAUUCAAGCCAGAGAGAUUUAUGGGUAAAAAUGUUGAUAUUGUGAGAGACAGAGACUAUUUUGAUAUACUGCCGUUUGGUGCAGGAAGGAGGGGAUGCCCAGGGGCAGCCAUGGCCGUUGUGACCAUGAACCUUCUCUUAGCUCAGUUCAUUCACUGUUUUGAGUGGAGCGUGGAGGGGGAUUUGGAUAUGACGGAAGUCUUUGGAUCCACCACGCCCAGGAGUGUGGAACUUCUCGCUCGUCCUUCCUUGAGGCUAUCCACAUGCCCUUAAUUUUAAAGCUAUAUUUCCCAUCUUCUGCUAAGAAGAUGACGUUUUUUAUAUGCUCAUAUAAGCUCUUUCUUUCCUCUACUCAAUCACUCCUAUAGUUUAUAUUCGUGAUAUUAUUUGU
Messenger RNA from Cryptomeria japonica (Japanese cedar), 1685 nucleotides. Its product is annotated as cytochrome P450 750A1-like. The record is from RefSeq and is a predicted model, not a curated record. The transcript has 2 exons. NCBI's taxonomy places the organism in Eukaryota, Viridiplantae, Streptophyta, Pinopsida, Cupressales, Cupressaceae. Gene Ontology annotation, molecular function: iron ion binding; monooxygenase activity; oxidoreductase activity, acting on paired donors, with incorporation or reduction of molecular oxygen. Bases 44 to 1567 code for a protein of 507 amino acids.